Talaromyces amestolkiae is the source of this 435-nucleotide messenger RNA. RefSeq lists its product as uncharacterized. Lineage: Eukaryota; Fungi; Ascomycota; Eurotiomycetes; Eurotiales; Trichocomaceae. The transcript has a single exon. The coding region runs from base 1 to 435 and encodes 144 amino acids. The record is from RefSeq and is a predicted model, not a curated record.
AUGUCUGGCAACGACUCUCACCGCGGUGGCAUCCUUUCAGAGAUGGCUCCUACUGGAACCACGAUGCCUAAUGAUGCCGGUCUUCAAAAUACCAUCCCAUCAAAGGCACGCCUAGAUCAGCAAGGAGAGGACCAUCGCUUCAGCUACGAUGGACUUGCCCAGCCCAAUAUGGCUUCUGCCGCCGACAACGCCACUGAUAUGCCACGAAGCGCUCGCGAUGUAGGCCAGACUGGUGAAGUUAUGACCGGGACUGGUGAUUCUCUACCGGCAGAAAUUGAGACCAAAAAUUUACACUACCAAGCCAAUGAUCCUGGCGCCAAGGGUCAUGACCGUACAUUCAAGCAUGCCGUGAAGAACCGCGGCGCGUUCGAUAAGUUGGUUGGCGACGAUCCUGAAGGAGCUCAAGCUGUUGCCGAGCCCGAGCAGAGGGCUUAG